This is a messenger RNA of Oryctolagus cuniculus (rabbit), 1524 nucleotides long. Lineage: Eukaryota; Metazoa; Chordata; Mammalia; Lagomorpha; Leporidae. The record is from RefSeq and is a predicted model, not a curated record.
CAACUGGUAACAGGCAAGAUGCAGGGCUCAGAGUUGACUUUGGAGAAAGUAGACUUCAUCUGGACAGGAGCACAGCCCCUAGCUGGCGGUAAUUCCAGCGGGGAACGAAAUGUGCCAGGAGGUAAAACGCCGCCCGGUCGCCCCCAGCCUGACUCCGGCCGUCGCCACCGCUGCCGGGGAGAGGAGGGCCAUGAUCCAAAGGAACCAGAGCAGUUGAGGAAACUGUUUAUUAGUGGUAUGAGCUUUGAAACUACAGAUGAUAGUUUGAGAGAACAUUUUGAGAAAUGGGGCACACUCACAGAUUGUGUGGUAAUGAGAGACCCCCAAAUGAAAUGUUCCAGGGGCUUUGGUUUUGUGACUUACUCUUGUGUUGAAGAAGUGGAUGCAGCAAUGUGUGCUCGACCACACAAGGUUGAUGGGCGUGUUGUGGAACCAAAGAGAGCUGUUUCUAGAGAGGAUUCGGUAAAACCUGGUGCCCAUCUAACGGUGAAGAUUUUUGUUGGUGGUAUUAAAGAAGAUACAGAGGAAUAUAAUUUGAGAGACUACUUUGAGAAGUAUGGCAAGAUUGAAACCAUAGAAAUUAUGGAAGACAGGCAGAGUGGAAAAAAAAGAGGAUUUGCUUUUGUAACUUUCGACGAUCAUGAUACAGUUGAUAAAAUCGUUGUUCAGAAAUACCACACUAUUAAUGGGCAUAGUUGUGAAGUGAAAAAGGCCCUUUCUAAACAAGGGAUGCAGUCUGCUGCUGGAUCACCAAGAGGCCGGGGGGGAUCUGGCAACUUUAUGGGUCGUGGAGGAAACUUUGGAGGUGGUGGAGGUAAUUUUGGCCACGGUGGAAACUUUGGUGGAAGAGGAGGCUAUGGUGGUGGAGGUGGUGGCAGCAGAGGAAGUUAUGGAGGAGGUGAUGGUGGUUACAAUGGUUUUGGAGGUGAUGGUGGCAACUAUGGUGGUGGUCCUGGUUAUAGCAGCAGAGGAGGCUAUGGUGGUGGACCAGGAUAUGGAAACCAAGGUGGUGGACAUGGUGGAGGAGGAGGAUAUGAUGGUUACAAUCAAGGAGGAAAUUUUGGAGGUAACUAUGGUGGUGGUGGAAACUACAAUGAUUUUGGUAAUUAUAGUGGACAACAGCAAUCAAAUUACGGGCCCAUGAAAGGGGGCAGUUUUGGUGGAAGAAGCUCAGGCAGUCCCUAUGGUGAUGGUUAUGGAUCUGGUGGUGGUAGUGGUAGAUAUGGUAGCAGAAGGUUCUUAAAAAAAAAAAAAAACAGAAAAGGGCUACAGUUCUUAGCAGGAGAGAGAGCGAGAAGUUGUCAGGAAAGCUGCAGGUUACUUUAAGACAGUCGUCCCAAAUGCAUUAGAGGAACUGUAAAAAUCUGCCACAGAAGGAAUGAUGCCAUAGUCAGAAAAGUUACUGCAGCUUAAACAGGAAACCCUUCUUGUUCAGGACUGUCAUAGCCACAGUUUGCAAAAAGUGCAGCUAUUGAUUAAUGCAAUGUAGUAUCAAUUAGAUGUAUAUUCCUGAGGUCUUUAAUC